GAAAUUUGAUGAGUUUUGCCGCGUUACAGAUUGGCAUGGGCCAGAUCAGUUCACAAAUUGUGAGAAAAAAUAAAUGAUAAAGUAAAGGUCUACUGGGUAUUAAGCAUUUAUAUAUAGAUGUCCAAAUUUGCCAUCCUCAUGGAGUGUGAGACUCUUUCUACUUAAAGAGUGCCUGACCUGAUAUUUUGGUGGAGGAGGCAAAGACAAAAUAGCCCUGGCUACUUGCAGUACUUGGGUUUUCCUUUGAGGCAGAGGCACAAUCAUAUAAUCCAGACAUAGCAAGAAGUGAAGGCCUGCCAUAGAUGUAAGUUCACAGAUAAUUCUUAUCUCUCUGUGUUUUAGAGGGCAUUGGGUGUAUGCAUCUUGUAGGUAUACCAGUAACAGAGGAAAGUGGAGAACUGUUCUCUUUACAGCUGUUGCCAUCUAGAAUCUUGGCUAACUUGCUCUACAAGGAUAGAAUAACUUUAUUCAUUUGGGAUCAUGCAUUUGCUGUUUUCUUGAUUUAUGAUGAGAACUCUCUGAGUGUAGUUUAUAGAAAUUGGGAGCACCUUGAAACAUGGCAUUUUUUAAUAGGAUUACACAGAACUCAUCCAUUCUACUGUGAAAAGAAGUAGGGAGGUCAAGAUUUGGAGCAUAGAGUUCAAUGGGUUCCUUGUGGCGUUCCAUUGCACAUGUGUAUUUCAUAAUAGCAUUCAUCAGUUCCUCUGCUCUAGCAGAAGAUCCCUAUAAAUUCUUUACCUGGAAUAUUACAUAUGGUACCAUAUGGCCUCUUGGUGUUCCUCAGCAGGGAAUUCUGAUCAAUGGUCAGUUUCCUGGACCUGAUAUUGAUAGUACGACAAAUGACAACAUUAUUAUUAAUGUAUUUAAUAGCUUGGACCAAAAAUUCCUAUUGUCAUGGAGUGGGAUACAGCAGAGAAGAAACUCCUGGCAAGAUGGAGUUUUUGGAACCAAUUGUCCCAUUCCACCUGGGAAAAACUUCACAUACAAGUUCCAGGUGAAGGAUCAGAUAGGAAGCUAUUUCUAUUUCCCGUCAAUGUACUACCAUAAGGCAGCAGGAGGCUUCGGAGGCCUUAAAGUUGUUAGCAGGCCCCUGAUCCCUGUGCCUUUCCCUGCUCCUGAUGGUGAUGUCACUCUGCUGAUAGGCGACUGGUACAAGAGAAAUCAUACUAUCCUUCGGAGAACUCUCGACUUCGGGAAAUCUCUGGGUGCUCCUGAUGCUGUUCUCAUCAAUGGCCGAGGACCAGAUGGUUAUGCAUUGACAGUGGAGCAAGGAAAAACCUAUCGUCUUCGCAUUUCAAAUGUGGGAUUGUCAUCCUCUCUGAACUUCAGGAUUGAGGGGCACAAAAUGAAGCUUGUUGAAGUGGAGGGCUCUCACACUGUCCAAAAUAUCUAUGAUUCUCUUGAUAUACAUGUUGGUCAGAGCUACUCUGUUCUGGUGACUGCGGAUCAGCCACCUCAGGACUACUACCUCGUUGCAUCUACUCGAUUCACUAGUCCUAUUCUCACGGGUUAUGGAGUCUUCCGCUACAGCAAUUCUCAGAAGGCUGUUUCUGGAUCUAUUCCGGGAGGUCCAACCAUUCAGGUUGACUGGUCUCUUAACCAGGCAAGAUCCAUCAGAUGGAACCUGACAGCCAGUGCAGCUCGUCCUAAUCCCCAAGGAUCAUACCAUUAUGGGAACAUUACCAUUACUCGAACCCUGAAGCUCGCAAGUUCUUCCGCCAUAAUCAAUGGGAAACAGCGUUAUGCAAUGAAUGGUGUUUCUUUCCAGCGUCCCGACACACCAUUGAAGCUUGCAGAUUACUAUGAUAUUGGUGGAGUGUUCGCCGUGGGUGGUAUUCCUGACAGUCCUGAUGGUAGAUCUGCUUAUCUCCAGACUGCUGUGAUCGAUGGAGAGUACAGAGCUUUCAUUGAGAUUGUCUUCCAGAACUACGAAGACACCAUACAGUCAUGGCAUUUGGAUGGGUAUUCCUUUUUUGUAGCAGGAAUGGAUGGAGGAGAAUGGACACAAUCAAGCAGAGCGAGCUACAAUCUGUUCGAUGCAGUUUCUCGCUGCACAACACAGGUAUAUCCAAAGUCAUGGACUGCUGUUCUUCUAACAUUAGAUAACGCGGGAAUGUGGAACCUAAGGUCAGAAACAUGGGAAAGGCAGUACCUGGGCCAGCAAACGUACCUGAGAGUGAAAUCUCCAGUAAAAUCACUGAGAGAUGAAUAUGACAUUCCUCAUAAUGCUCUGCUCUGUGGCGCAGCCAGGGGCCGUCCCCGUACGCCCCAACCAUAAAUCCAUCCAUUAUUCCAUUACAAUUCUUUCAUUCGCCAUGGAUGCUUCUCUGGUACAGUCACAACAGGGUACAGUCACAACAGGGUGACUGAUUAGUCAUUAAUUCUCAUUACUGCAAUGUCUCUCCAUUGUAGCCGCAAUUUUAAAUUUUCGGCCCUUAUAAAUAAGCGAAGAGCUUCCUGCAGCAAUGGAAGCCUUCUGUUCUAGUUUGAAUUUAAUUAUUCGAAUAUUUAUAAAUUUUUAUUAUUUUCGGUACCGCCUAAUUAAUUUCAUCUUUUUUUA
Molecule: messenger RNA, 2560 nt
Organism: Cryptomeria japonica (Japanese cedar)
Lineage: Eukaryota; Viridiplantae; Streptophyta; Pinopsida; Cupressales; Cupressaceae
Product: L-ascorbate oxidase homolog
Exons: 9
Coding region: 644-2278 (544 amino acids)
Molecular function (GO): copper ion binding; oxidoreductase activity
Source: RefSeq, a predicted model, not a curated record